ACCACCCCCACCCCUACCCCACCCCCACCAUAUACAGGUGUUGUAUGUAUAUGUGUAUGUAUAGAUAUAUAUUCAUUGUUGAGGGUUUGGUAUUUGAUCGAGUUAUUGAACCUCAAUGCUUUGAGAAUUUUGAACAUUUUGAUCAAUGGAGGAAGAAUUUCGGAAGCGGUUUACUGAUUGUGUAUAUUUUUUAGCAUCUCCCCUUACUUGCAAGAAGGGUAUGGAAUGUGAAUAUCGACAUAGUGAGAUAGCAAGGCUCAAUCCCAGGGAUUGCUGGUACUGGCUGGCUGGAAGUUGUCUUAAUCCAACAUGUGCUUUUCGACAUCCGCCAUUAGAGAGCCAUGCUGAGACAUCAUCUGAAUUGGCUCCUCCACCCAACAAAUCUGCAGUGCCUGUUAAUAAGACAAAUACGCCCUGUUACUUCUAUUUCAAUGGCUAUUGCAAUAAAGGUGAAAGAUGCUCGUAUCUGCAUGGACCUGAUGAUGGUACAAUUGCAUGGAAAUCCUCAAAAGUAGCUUCUGAAGUCCCUGAUGAACCAAUAGCUGAGAAGAAGACUACUGCAGGAAGUGAACCUGGUCCUUCAGCAGGCGAAAAACAUCCCGAUUCUUCUGAAAUGGGGCCCAAGGCAGCAGCAGAUGAAUAUAUCAAGUCAAAAGUGGAUCUCCAUUUGAUGACUAAUAAUGUUAGUGAGCAGAGUGCUUCUCAUGAGACUUCAGGAUCUCCUUCUGAAGAAGCUACUGCAGUCGGGUUAGAUUCUUUAGUCCCUGCUGAAGGCUUUACCCAGGGAGGAUCCUAUUUGUCCCCCAACCAGAGCUCAGACGAAGAAGUGGAGGAGAACGUGGAGAGAGAGGAGUGGCUGGAAUCAUCUCCAGGUUUUGAUGUUCUUGUUGAUGAUAGAGUAGAAGGUUUGAGUCAUGAUUAUGAACGUAAUUAUCUGAUGCAUCAUGAUAUGGAAGACAGGGAGCUUGAUGAACGGUUUGCUGGAUAUGAUUUUGAGAAAAACCUCGAGUAUGAUCCUGCAUAUCCAGAUACCGGAAUUGUGUCCGACAAAGAACAAGACGCUUCUUAUUAUAACUUUGAGAAUCAUGAAAUGAAUGAACAUGUCGGAGUCAUCCCUAUCCCUGCUCUUGGAAGACAAAGUGUAUCACGUAAAAGAGAGUUGCCUAGAGAACUGGCUUUUCGUGGCAGAGGCAAUGUUGACCUCCGGGACCUUCUGAAGAAGCGACGAGCCAAUGAAAGUGAUUCUCCAGAUCACUUGUCUAGAAGGCUUGACCUGUCUAGGUCGAAUGUCCAUGAGCAAGUCAGAGACAGGCAUUAUCCACAGCAUUCCCAGUGGAUGCCUCAAAGACGGGCUUCAAAAGUGGAAAGCAACGUUUCUUUCUCCCCCGGCUUUUUGGACCGCACUCGUCUGGAGGGUGCCAAUCGGCUGAAAAGGUUGAGACAGUCUCAAGGAAGCAGUUACAGACAGCAGCAUUUCAAGGACAGGAGACGGGACCAGUCACGGCCUUUUGCAAAUGAAUCCCCUAGGAGGAGGAUGGCUUCUAGGAAGAGAUUGACUGAAGAAUUUCCAAAGAUGUUUGCAAAUGAACCCCCUAAGAGGAGGAUGGCUUCUAGGAAGAGAUUGACUGAAGAAGUUCCAAAGAUGUUUAGUGCACCCAAGACUCUAGCUCAGAUUAGAGAAGAAAAGAGGAGAGGAAAAGAAGAUGGAAAUUCUCUUGAGGGAACAGGUCCAUCUGGAGGAAGUAAAAGAGUAGAUUUUUCAGGUCCAAAACCCCUCAGUGAAAUUCUCAAAGACAAAAGAAGGCUGAGCUCAGUAGUGAGCAAUUAGUAGAAUUUAAAGGUUUUGAUAAAAACUUAGUUUUGGAAAAGCUUUACUGUAGCUUGGUGCAAAGUUUUGUACAAUUUUCUGGAUUAGCAUUUGAAACUUUACAACUUUUUUGAAAUAGCUAAAUCAUGGAUUAGUAGUAGAAGAAGAAAUUGUGGAAUUGAAUAUUACAGGUAUAUUGGAAAAUAGCCUUUUUCCUAUGAAAAGGCAUAUUGCAUAUUCUGAUUAAUCUCUUUCAGUA
This is a messenger RNA of Solanum dulcamara, 2066 nucleotides long. Its product is annotated as zinc finger CCCH domain-containing protein 32-like. NCBI's taxonomy places the organism in Eukaryota, Viridiplantae, Streptophyta, Magnoliopsida, Solanales, Solanaceae. Gene Ontology annotation, molecular function: metal ion binding. The record is from RefSeq and is a predicted model, not a curated record. The coding region runs from base 146 to 1828 and encodes 560 amino acids. The transcript has 3 exons.